AUGGACGGUCGUCCCCCUAAAAGACAACGCAGAUCUAAGGAUAUAAAGCCAAUCAAAUCAACUCGAAAAGUCGUUUCAGAUAGCUCCAGUCCUAUCGAAUCAACAGAACCUUUCGCCCUCUCCUCGCGCCCCAAAACCUCCUACUCACGCGCAACACCAUCAACCCGGCUCCCUUCGUCCUCACCCUCUCCAAACCAAAAGAACAAAUCGUCAUCAAAUCCAAACUCAGAAUCCAAGUCCCUGCACAGCUUCUUUCAGCCCGCAACAGAGGGACAGCGAUGGGCACCAAAGACCGAAAAGCAGUCCCUCCCGCCGGUCAGGGAGACUGUCGACGUGGACCUGAUUGAAGAUGACUACGACUCUUACGAUGAAAUAUUCACACAGCAUCUAGCUAAUGAGCGAGCGGCAACGGGUCUGGCGGGUGUGAGCUCCAGCCAGACGCGUCAACCUGCGCCAAAGCCAGCGCCAAAACCAAAGCCAAAGGCCCCAGUCAAACCACCGCGGAAGACGACAAAACGGUUCCUUCUCUCUACGGACUCUGGGAAAGGCACUGCGAAGGAGCCAUUGGCUGCGCAGCCGGCUGGCGAACCGGACCGUCGACCAUGGGCUCAGCGGUUCGCUCCAGCGAACUUAGGCGAAUUGGCCGUUCAUAAAAAAAAGUCUCGGAUGUACAGCAUUGGUUGGAAGAUGCCUUUGCUGGGAGACGUUCUGAGGUGA
This is a messenger RNA of Penicillium concentricum, 717 nucleotides long. RefSeq lists its product as uncharacterized. The record is from RefSeq and is a predicted model, not a curated record. The transcript has a single exon. Bases 1 to 717 code for a protein of 238 amino acids. Lineage: Eukaryota; Fungi; Ascomycota; Eurotiomycetes; Eurotiales; Aspergillaceae.